UCAAUUAUUAAAUUAAGUAUAAAAAUUUAAUAGAAAACAACAAAAGAAGUAAAGGCUAAACAGAAAACACAUUAAAUAUAUAAGUAAGUGAUAAUCUUGUAUUACUUUACAUUUAUAUUUAUAUAAUUUAUUCUCAACUCAUUUAAUCAAAUGGAUUAAAAAAUUAUGCAAUAAGGCAGAAUAUUUAAAAAUAUUAAUUCCAUAAAUGGGAUGAAAGAGUUUGCUAGUGAAAAAAGUACUCUAAAGCUUUAUGUUGACAACACAAAUUAGUCAUAAAAUUCAAUGAACAAUAUUAACUUAAAUACUGAUAGAUAGCUUCAAAUAUCUUAAAGAGGCAAUGAUGUUGAUUUAAGCAUGUCUUAACAUUCUUUUAUAUAUAAGAAGACUUCCUCAAGGCCUUCUUCGCAGAAAGUAAACAACUUAGGCUUAAAAAUUUCUGAUCUUGUGUAAAAAAAAUCUAAUACUUAUAAAUCCUACCUAUAAAAUCAAAAAAGUAUAAACUCAUCAAACCAAAGUAAAUAAAAUGAAUAACCUUGUCAAAAUUACUAGCAAAGAGCGAUUUUAAACUCAGCUAAACCACAAAAAUUAAGCUCUCAAACUUAUCAAUUUUAAGGAUUGAAAAAAGACAAUUACUUCUAAACUUAAAAUAAUAUUAUUUAUGAAAAGUAUGUCAAAGGAGAAGUAUCAAUAAUAGAACUAAAGCGAAACAAUAAUUUACAAGGCGAUUACUUAAAGCUAUCUUAACAAUCUGACAAAUAAAAUAUUCUUGACAAAAAAAUUACAUAGUUUAGUAACACAUUUUAAGAUUUUAAUGAGAAUUAAGAAAUUUUCAACUUGAGUUAAUCCUAGAAAUUGACCAAGUAAAAUAAAGUAGGAGUAUUUUAAUAAGAGCAAAUUGCUUAAGUAGGUCAUAAAAGUUAAGAGUAAAUUGAAUAAGCGAAGCUAUGCCAGUCAACAAAAGACUAAAAUUGUUAAUUAAGCAAGGAUAGUGAAUAGCAAAAUGGCUGUAAAUAAUUUUUUUUAAUGAAAAAAGAUUCUUUGAACUUUGAGGAAUGCUCUAAUAUGUAAAAAGUCAGCAAAGGAAUAAAUUCUAGUUUUGUCAGCAUUGGUAGUAAAAGUGGGUAUAAUGAACUUUUUUAGCAUGAAAAAAACUUAGUAACAAAUAAUUAAAUGCAAUCAGCAUCUCGAUCUAAUUUAGGUUGUAGCAUUUAUAAUAAUAGUACUUGCAGCACAACACCAGCAGGGAUACAUAAUCCAGAAUAAAUAACAUAGUAAUUAGUCAAGUAGAAUUUAAUGAUUUUUAACAGAAAGGAACUUUUUUCUGCAGCUAAGAGCUCAAAUACUUAUACAAACUCAUAAAAAUUAAUUUUAAGAUAAAACUAAAAUAAAAACCUCUACAAAAGUUACCUUAAUUCUUAAAGUAACUAGAUUUCAAGGUAGACAAGUGUAUAUUAAAAGAAUGUUGCAACAGAUAUAGAAAGGUUAGUAGCAAAAUCUAACAGAAAACAAAUAGAAAAACAAAUUUAAAGUUUAGAUUCUGAAAUAUCAACAAUUUUAGUUGGUAAUCAAUCAGACAGGAUAUUGCUUUCGAGGAGUAUUUAAGGUAAUCCAUAGAUUGCGGGUAUGGGAACUAACGAAAUAAAAGAUGUAGCAACCUAAAAGCUUACAUUAAAUAUCUAGAAUUUAAAGAAUAUUAAAGAAAAUAAUGUUGAGAAUAACAUAGAUGAUGACAUAGUUAUUUCUCCUCUCUUAGAGCCCAGCACGUAGCUUAAUUCCUAGUAAAAAGUGGGAGAUGAUAAAAAAAACUUUAUAAAAGACUUAAUUUAAAAAAAAAAUUAGAAAUAAAUACCACUAAUAGAUGCUCCAUUCUUUUAAAAUAAAAUCUUUCAGUAAGACACUUAAUUUGAGUUUAUGGAAAAAGUUUAUUCUCCUAAAUAAAUAAAAUAAUAAUUUCAAGAUUCUAUUUAAGUGAAUCAGUUGUAGAAAUAAAACAGCUUAAGCAUUGAAUCAUUAAGUCAUAAUUCGCCUCGAAAUAAUUUUUUAACUAAUCAAAUUGAAGCUUUAAGCAAAAGCUAAGAAAAUCUUAAAAUUAGUCAGAUAAUCUAGAAGGAGUAGGAAUAGAACUAAUCUAGUAUAAAAGAUAUAUAAUAACAGCCACUUCAGAGCAGAGUAUAAAAAUCAUAACAGCCAAAAAAAAACAACGAUCUGAAAAUAAAAUUCAUUGAUAAAAGAUUUAGUGAUAAUAUUUAACAAAAGAAGUAAGAAAAUCAAAUUUUAGUAAAAGCUUCUUCUGAAGCAGAGACUCAAACAAAUGCUUGUGAAAAGUUCUUAAAAAAUAUGGCCCUCCGUCCUAAAACUGGAAUUCCUUACAAUAGAAACAAUUCAUUGAUAUACACUCCUCGUUAAAUGUACAAUAUGAAUUAAUAAUCAAAUGAAGAAAAUGAUAAAAAACCAAAUAGUUAAAAUCCAGUAUCAAGUUAGUAGAUUGAAAGAAUUAGAACUCCAUCCUAAACUCAUUAAAAAUCACUAAAUAUAAAAUAAAGCAAUCAACAAAUACAUUAAUUUAGUCCAUGGUAAGAUAAUAACAUGGAUGAGUAAUAUGAUCAAGAAGAUUCUCUCGACUUUAUUUAAUAUACAAUUUCAUCUUGA
Messenger RNA from Tetrahymena thermophila SB210, 2649 nucleotides. RefSeq lists its product as hypothetical. NCBI's taxonomy places the organism in Eukaryota, Ciliophora, Oligohymenophorea, Hymenostomatida, Tetrahymenidae. The record is from RefSeq and is a predicted model, not a curated record. The transcript has a single exon.